Nematostella vectensis (starlet sea anemone) is the source of this 1832-nucleotide messenger RNA. Its product is annotated as telomere attrition and p53 response 1 protein. NCBI's taxonomy places the organism in Eukaryota, Metazoa, Cnidaria, Anthozoa, Actiniaria, Edwardsiidae. The record is from RefSeq and is a predicted model, not a curated record. The transcript is spliced from 3 exons. The coding region runs from base 107 to 856 and encodes 249 amino acids.
CUGUGUCGGACAUUAGUUACAAACAAAAUAUGGCGGCGUAGAGAAAUAAGGUCGUAAUUAGGACGAGAAAAAAAAAACCCUUGAAAAACACCCAAGCCGUACCGCAAUGGACGGUAAAGACCGCGAUAUCAAUGAAUCAAGUGAAGAGCCUUGGGGUUAUUCGCACUGGGAGCGUCAAUGUAUCGAAGAAGUCGAAUCGCGGCCGGAUUUAGAUGAGCAAACAGUCGCGGAGAAAGAACAGGCUUUGCAAAGGCUGUGGAUGGCAUUUCAAAACGCCGCCAUGGCGUGUGCUCAGCUUUAUAAGGAACGGCAAAAUACCAACCACACAUGUGGCGGCCGACUUUGGACUCCGUUUCAGGACACGGCGAAUACGGUCGCCCUUCUUUACAAAGAGGGUCUUGAUCUCCAUAAGUAUGGCUUAGAGGCUGGUCACCAGACUGGGUGUUGUCGUAGAAACAAGGACUUGCUGUCUUGGGCAAAGAAAAAGCGUAAACUUAUAAGACGUGACGAACUGUUGUCUUACCUGGCCGGCCGGUCACCCCCUCGGCGGAUAUCUGAUGUCCGGCUAAACAGUUCUACUGUUGGAAGUAAUGGAAUGGACUUUGAGACAAGGGACUCUGGAACCCAUUGCUAUGAUCCCCUGGAAUCAUUGGAGGAGGAGGACGAGGCUCCUGCUACUUCAGCACCUUUUUUCGUUCAGCCCACCAUAAGUCAAAGUUACCAUGGGUCGCCUCGUAGGCGGAGCUACAAUGAAAGCUCACUAGAGGGGGUGGAAGGGAGGGAGGGGAGAAAGCGGUCAUCAACUUCUAUGGACAUAACAAUGGAUUCACCCCUUAAGCGCAGUAGAUAUCUAUGAAUAUGAGAAUAAAUUACUAGCAUUGAGUAUAAAUUACUAGCAUUUAUUAUUUCUGGAACUUCUAUCAUCUUCUUUACUGUAUCUUUCCACAUGGCAUUUUAGUGGGUGGUUUUUAUAAAGAGUUAACAUGGAGCAUAUUCAGGACCAUCUCUCACUAAAAUGUUAUAUAAAAAAGAUUCUAACCUUCAAAAACUGCUAUAUAUUUUUUUUCUGAUCUUUCUUCAUAGCCUGCAAGAAUUUGAUGUCCAAGCAUUAUCAAUGUCAAAAUUUUACAUGUAUUUUUUACUACUGUGUCUUAAUUUGGUUUUGAAUGGUGUGUUUGUGAAAAAAGUAGGACCUGUAGCUUGCCAAGACAUGAAACAGAUGCUACUUAAAAUUAGUAAAGAAAGAAACCUAUCAGAAACUCCUUUAAGUUUCUAGUACCAUUGUGGGAUUGUGUCUCAGCAACCAAUUGUUUUCAAGGUAUUCUGGUAUGACACAAAAAUACAAUUAUAAAGCAUAUAUCAUGAGGUAUUAGGAUUGUACACUGUAUUGGUCACUUGUUUAUUGUGAAAAACAUUAUUUUCCUCAGGACAUUCAUGUCCUUUUACUAAAUGUGAUUUGGUAUUUCAAUAACCUUUUGCAUUGAUACUAAGAUAUGGUAUUUUUGACUGUUCAAUUAUUUGUUAAACCUCACAACCAAACCUCAAAGCUUGCAGCUUUUUUAUCCAAAAAGUGCUGGAUUUGAGGUUUGAAACAAACUUCUUACCUGUGAUUCCCUUGUUUAUUACGUGGCAAUGUGAUACACAUUUGUUUGCAGGUGGUAAAUAAUGUUUACAUAACAACCAAUGAAGCAAGUGCUCUUUUUAUUUGUUACAGCUAGCUACUCUUUAGUCUUUUUUUAGCAGGAAUAUAGAAAAAAGUUUGUUUCUUUUUGUUGCUAAACAAUAAUGUAUAAAAUAGAUAUUAUGGAAUUAAAUAAAUAUUAUGAUAUCAA